Pollicipes pollicipes is the source of this 2289-nucleotide messenger RNA. RefSeq lists its product as uncharacterized. The transcript is spliced from 6 exons. Bases 120 to 1427 code for a protein of 435 amino acids. The record is from RefSeq and is a predicted model, not a curated record. NCBI's taxonomy places the organism in Eukaryota, Metazoa, Arthropoda, Thecostraca, Pollicipedomorpha, Pollicipedidae.
CCGCGCCUGCUUGGGUGCACCUUGGCGCCGCGUCGCCGGAGUGGCGCGCAUGCAGUAAACAGUGGGGAGGAGGCCCCUCGAAAGAUUUAAAAGUGGACCAGGAUUGGGGAAUACCGGAUAUGCUGGGAAAGGAUGAACAACAGGUGGUUAUUCACAAUGGCAAGAAGUACCUGCUUUGUGAACGGCCGGAUGUCACGGAAACCAUGGAAGAGGAACUAAUGCGAGGCACAACUGUGGCAUUUAAGUGUGAACCUGAGAAGGAAAGCUUUCUGCAGUGGAUGAAGCUUUUUCAAUCCUUUACUAAAAGGAUAUUUAGUAUAUCGGGAUCCAAAUCCGGUGGAAAGCACGUUGGAUACAAGGCGUGGCUUCGCUGUCACCUGGAGGUACCCGAUCAACGUGGCCACCAACGAAAGAAAAUUUCGGAGCAGAAUUUGGGCUGCCCCACUCGGAUGACUGUCACCCUUAAACGGCAGGCUGUGAGGAACAGAAGCCGGUUGCCCUACGCAAACCAUCAGAUGAGAGUGACCUGCAACGGCAGGCCCCACAGCCAUGCGAAAGACUCGCCUGUAACGCUCAGGUUUAGACGGGUCGGAGAGGCGACAAAGGAGAGAAUGCUGGGGCUUCUCGCUCAGCAUCACUCGCCACCAGAGGCGCUGAGAAUUCUGAAACAGCAACUCCAGGAGGAGUAUGGGACAAGCUAUGAGAAGAUUUCAGCUGACCGUUCUAUCGUACCCGAUUUAAGCUACGUUUAUAGGUUGUACUACAUGACGUACGGCAAGAAAGUGAAGGAGAACAGGGCCUUAACAAGAAAGACAAGGAGGGCGAGUACAAGUCGAAAGCAAGAGGAAGUUUCUGGAACGCUGGGCGGUCCGGGAGGCGACGCAGACGCAGCCGUCGCCCCAGCGACAACACAACUGGAGCAGGUUCACUCCCUGAAUGGUGCCUCAAAUGUCGUUUUCGUCGACUCCUCGGGACAUUUCCUGAAUGAGUGGCUCGUUGCAACGGAGCCAUCAGAGCCGGGCGACCCGGAUGGUGGCUCGUAUGCCUCUGCUGACGCUCCCGGUGCCGACGACGCCUGGUCGGCGGGCCCUACGGACGUGCCUGCCGAGGACCCGAGGCCGCAGGACUCCGCUGCGACCGCGACCGUCGACCAGAUCGCACAGUGGGCAGCGUUCGUGAACCAGCAGAUUCUGGAAGAAGACGACGGCCAGUGGCAGGCCGCCUCAGACGCUUUUCUGCGGCAGUGGGAGAAGCUCACCACCGCCGGGAGAUUGUCGGCUCUGCGCGAGUUUGGUCGCGCGUCGAGACGCAGUCGAGGCGCCGCGCCCGUCGGCGCGCGAUGCGCGAGCGUGGCCGGCAUCUCCGGAGGACGUGUCGGAGUGACAGUGUCUGCCGCUGGCCCGCGAGAGGUGUCCCGGGCUGAGUAGCCCUGCGCUGCCCAAUCGCUGCCCAUCAGUCAGCGGCUCCACGAACUCUAGCUACUCGCAUGGACACCAGGCGUGUUGCAAUUCUUGACGUGUUCAGAGCUGUCGCCGCCUGGCUCGCACUGGGUUAGUUGGCGGCAAGCCCUGAAAGUGGGCCCAGACCCCAUGCUCCCCAUAUCUUUUUGUGCGUGCGUAGCGUAUGUGGUAGCUGGAUGACUGGAUGGAUGGCGGCUGGAAGGAUAUUUGCCAGUUCGUAUGCUCCACCGUGCGUAUUCGUAUGCGUUCCAUGUAAUACCAUCCAUAGCGUUAUGCCCUCACGCUUUCAAUGGAAUUGUUGUGCUUAUCGCCUGCAUUCCAGCUGUGACACAGAACAAGGGAUUAAUAAACAGAUUUCCCCCGAAAAGCCUUGAUAUGAAAAGCUGCCCGAUGCUCGUGCUACCAAAUGGUCGGGUGUAUUUGCCUGAGGUUACGCGAAUGCAGUCUCUCACGUUAUACCCGUGAGGUAUAUUCACAGCGUGGUAUAUGAGUGUGCGUAGUAUGAGCAAUGCAUGGCGGUGACAUGCAAAUGGUGGGCGAGAUGCAACCAUUUGUUUCCACGCCCAAAAUGGGGGAAAUAUCUUUAAAAUGUUUUAGUGCAAGGUUGAUAGGUGCGAGCAAUGGCCGCUUGUGAUUGAAAUAUUGUUGAAAUGUAACUGCUAGCGGUCCGUGCACGUAUGUAUAUAUUUAAAGCGUAGUGAUGUAUUUGAAUUCAGGGUUGACUUCCGAUUUCCAUUCAAAUGUAGUUGCAAGUAAAAUGUAACGGCACCCGCUGUCCGCGAAUAUGUAGUCCGUUUUGCGGUGUCCCAAAUACAGAUGUGCGAUGAGG